This is a messenger RNA of Myxocyprinus asiaticus (Chinese sucker), 2578 nucleotides long. Its product is annotated as V-type proton ATPase subunit B, brain isoform-like. The record is from RefSeq and is a predicted model, not a curated record. Gene Ontology annotation, molecular function: proton-transporting ATPase activity, rotational mechanism; ATP binding. Lineage: Eukaryota; Metazoa; Chordata; Actinopteri; Cypriniformes; Catostomidae. Gene Ontology annotation, biological process: proton transmembrane transport; ATP metabolic process. Gene Ontology annotation, cellular component: proton-transporting V-type ATPase, V1 domain. The transcript has 14 exons. The coding region runs from base 120 to 1640 and encodes 506 amino acids.
UCGCGUGAGCGUGCACGACUGCUACUUCUUGAACGUAUGACUCCGUCUGUUUAUUUGCUCUCAGCUCACACCUGUUUACACACAGACGCUUUAAUUAGUUACGAGCAAAAAUAAUAACAAUGUGUACAUUAGUGGCGAAUCGGCCCGUGGACCUGAACGGCCCUGAAGCAGCGGCACGGCAGCAUGCGCAAGCAGUGGUCAGAAACUACAUUUCCCAGCCCAGACUGACUUACUCCACUGUGUCAGGUGUUAAUGGACCAUUGGUCAUCCUGGACAAUGUCAAAUUUCCACGUUAUGCAGAGAUUGUGCACCUGACUUUACCUGAUGGGACCAAGAGGAGCGGUCAGGUGCUAGAAGUGAUUGGCACCAAGGCUGUUGUCCAGGUAUUUGAAGGAACCUCAGGUAUCGAUGCCAAGAAGACAGCAUGUGAGUUUACUGGUGACAUCUUGCGCACACCUGUGUCUGAAGACAUGCUUGGACGCGUCUUUAAUGGAUCUGGUAAACCAAUUGACCGCGGUCCUACUGUUAUGGCUGAGGACUAUUUGGACAUCAUGGGUCAGCCCAUUAACCCUCAGUGUCGUAUCUACCCGGAGGAGAUGAUCCAGACUGGCAUCUCUGCUAUUGACGGCAUGAACAGCAUUGCUCGUGGACAGAAGAUCCCCAUCUUUAGUGCUGCUGGACUGCCGCAUAACGAGAUUGCUGCUCAGAUCUGUCGUCAGGCUGGUUUGGUGCAGAAAUCAAAAGAUGUUAUGGACUACAGUGCGGAGAACUUUGCCAUUGUCUUUGCUGCUAUGGGGGUCAACAUGGAGACUGCCCGUUUCUUUAAGUCGGACUUUGAGGAAAAUGGAUCCAUGGACAAUGUGUGCUUAUUCUUGAACUUGGCCAACGAUCGUACCAUUGAACGCAUCAUCACCCCACGUCUGGCAUUGACCACGGCGGAGUAUCUUGCCUAUCAGUGUGAGAAACACGUGCUGGUCAUCCUUACGGACAUGAGCUCUUAUGCGGAAGCUCUGAGAGAGGUGUCUGCUGCCCGUGAAGAGGUGCCGGGUCGUCGUGGUUUCCCAGGUUACAUGUACACUGAUCUUGCUACAAUCUACGAGCGUGCUGGAAGAGUGGAGGGCAGAAAUGGAUCAAUCACACAGAUCCCCAUCCUGACCAUGCCUAAUGAUGAUAUUACCCAUCCAAUCCCUGAUUUGACUGGAUAUAUCACAGAGGGACAGGUGUAUGUAGACAGACAACUGCACAACAGACAGAUCUAUCCUCCUAUCAACGUCCUGCCGUCUCUCUCUCGUUUGAUGAAAUCUGCUAUUGGAGAGGGAAUGACUCGCAAGGAUCAUGCUGACGUCUCAAACCAACUGUAUGCAUGUUAUGCCAUUGGUAAAGAUGUUCAGGCCAUGAAAGCUGUGGUGGGUGAGGAAGCUUUGACACCUGAUGAUCUGUUGUACCUGGAGUUCCUGCAGAAAUUUGAGAAGAACUUCAUUGCUCAAGGUCCCUAUGACAACCGGACUGUGUUCGAGACACUGGACAUUGGUUGGCAGCUGCUCCGAAUCUUCCCCAAAGAAAUGCUGAAGAGAAUUCCUCAGAGCACGCUGGCCGAGUUCUACCCGAGAGAGUCCGCUGCCCGCCACGGCACCUCCUAAGACCUUCAGAAGGCCUUGGUCAAUCAUCACAGGGCCUCUGUGCCCCCAAAAUCUCAUCUCAGACCCCUGUACCUUUACCACGAUACAGAAAACUGUGAUGUUUAGAUUAUUGUGGCAUAACUCUGGGUUCUGACACACUUAUGAACUAUACAUGCAUAAUGGUUCCAUAAAUAAAUGUUAGUAAACCCAUAUGUUAUGACCCCCAGAGAUUAUUCCAGAGUCCCCCAUUGUUGUGUUAUACAUGUUUGUAUGUAUUUCAGUGUGUGGAUAGGAUGUGUAAUUGUGAUUGUUGUAUCCUAUGUUUGCUUUUGUUUUGGUUUACUGUUUUGUUUCCAAAGAUGCAAACUCUUGUAGUUCAUUUUUUUUAUAUUUAUAAAUAUAUAUAUAUAUAAAUAUAUUAAUCACUGUCCCCAACCUAAACAGACUUUGUAAACCACUUGAGCUCAAGUGGAAAAAUUCAGGGCUCACUUGCACCCGCACGUUCUCUUCAACUAUCACUGGAACAUCUUGCGCACACCAUAACCACGCAUCAUACCAUAUUUUCCAAACAUUCCAAUGUAAUAACUGAAACUAUUUGGUUUACCUUAGAACAAAUUAAUAAUGGCUAUUGACUGAAGAUACUGUAUGUUUUAUUUAUUUUUAAUGUUCAAAACAAACUUUAAUGAAAGCCUGAACACUGAACUGGGUUUCUGGUUAGAUGACAGACUGGUAAUUAUAGGUGUUGAAUGAUCAUAUAGUGUGUGGCUAUCACUGACAGUGUUAUUUACUUUUAGAUGAGGAUAGAGGAUGUUUACCCUGGCUGUGCUUUUAAAUAUAUAUAUGUGCUGCGAUUACAAUAAUGAUUAAACAUCCCAACUCUUAUUCUGUAUGCAUAAACGUGUUUUACCUGUGUUGACUGCUGUUCUGUCAAAUAUAAUUAAAUUAUAUUAGUAUCUUUG